Messenger RNA from Armigeres subalbatus, 1187 nucleotides. RefSeq lists its product as uncharacterized. The transcript has 3 exons. Bases 229 to 1092 code for a protein of 287 amino acids. The record is from RefSeq and is a predicted model, not a curated record. Gene Ontology annotation, molecular function: DNA binding. NCBI's taxonomy places the organism in Eukaryota, Metazoa, Arthropoda, Insecta, Diptera, Culicidae.
AGUUAAUAUCUCAUAAAACAAAUGAAUCUGUUAGUGGCAACACUGGUCCAUACGCACCCGAUAGGUUCAUUUUUGCGUCGGACGGUACGGAUCGGUGACAGUGAAGUGCUACCGCGACGACGCCGUUGUUCGUCUUGUCAAGGCAGGCCGCAGGUACCGUACAGUGUCAGUCGUCUGUCAGUGCUUGGACAGGUAGUUUAGGUUGCAACGUAUUCGGUCCGGGACGGUAUGAUGUCGAAGAUGCUUCUCCAGAACGCGGAUAUAAGCAAAGAUGAGCAGCUUAUCGCACUGGUCGAGAAGCAUCCGGUCCUGUACACUCAGUCCCAUCCGAAGUACAUGGAUACCAAGUAUAAGCUGAAGAUUUGGAACACCAUUGGAGCGUUCAUGGAGGAGGAAACAUUGGCCUGCAAAGCACGCUGGUACAACAUUCGCGAUAAUUACCGGAAAACGCUGAGGACUAGCUACACCCGAAGUGGCAACAGAAGAUCCAAGCAGUACAAAUACGCCUCGAAUCUGAGCUUUCUCGACAGUUAUGCCGAGGAGGUCAAACGUGCACACACUACCGUCAAUAUGGACGACCUGGACACUCGAUCAUCGUCACCUUCACCGACACCACCAGAUGAACCCCCGAUAGAAGCACCCACUGCGGGCUCAGAACACGAGGAUUAUAUAGAUGACAUCGUCAUGAAGAACGAAAUCAACGAGGGCGAAAUGGCAAAGGACCCACUCAAAUCUUCUACCUUCGACACAACAGCCGAAACGGCCGGAAUUCAACCGACCAUCCGAACGGUUCAUCGACCCUCGCUGAAACAGGGGGAUAUCGUUGAAAUUGCGCCAUCGUCAGGCUUUGCAACGGGCAGCGAAAGCUCGGAUCGGAUACUGGAACUGCUGGUGAAAAAAGUGGUCGCCACGGAUUCUCCCGAUCCGGUGGAUGCGUUUCUGGCGGGGUUAGCGCCGACCAUGAAGAGUCUGCAUCCCUACUAUCGGAACUUGGUCAAAACGGAAAUCUUCGCCGUUGUUCAAAAGUACGAGCUCAAGAUGUUGACCGAACCGCUGCCGUUGAUCUUCUCGAACCAACCGUCGGAAGCGUGAAGAGAUAUUUCUGUUUAGGGUAGACGAUGACUGAGAUUUUACUUUUAUGUAUUUGUACUUCAAUAAAGCAUUUUCAUUUACUUUUUCAAUCUGUA